Messenger RNA from Perca fluviatilis (European perch), 1601 nucleotides. It is a transcript of the gene usb1, whose product is annotated as U6 snRNA biogenesis 1. Gene Ontology annotation, molecular function: 3'-5'-RNA exonuclease activity. The coding region runs from base 71 to 976 and encodes 301 amino acids. Lineage: Eukaryota; Metazoa; Chordata; Actinopteri; Perciformes; Percidae. The transcript is spliced from 8 exons. The record is from RefSeq and is a predicted model, not a curated record. Gene Ontology annotation, biological process: U6 snRNA 3'-end processing. Gene Ontology annotation, cellular component: nucleus.
AAACGUCACGAUGAAAGAUAGGCUUAGCUAUAUGUAUUUUUGACUUAAGGGUUUCUUUAAGGCCUCAUAUAUGCACUGUUAUACACAUAUUGAGGCAACCUCUGAGAAGUAUGAAAGUGGAACUGAUUCGAGGAUGUUGGUUGGCUACAGCAGCAGCUCGGAGGAGGAAAGCGAGUCGUCGGCGGCAGCAGCGACUGAUCGAAACAAAAGUUCUUCUCGAAAGUGUCAAGAGGAAGAUGAUGCUAACAAUGGCAGCCCAGCGAGAAAGAAACACAAAAUUGAGGAACAGGUUCCUAAAACGAGGCUGCCUCUUCCUGGUUGCCUGUUGGCCAUGUUUCCAGAUGAAGUGGGCUCACAGACUGAAGACAGCUCUCUUCAUGGUGGACGCGUGCGCUCUUUUAAACAUGAGAGAGGCAACUGGGCUACCUAUGUUUAUUUGCCAUACCAUCCUGAGGAGGAGUUCAGGGAGUUGUUGGAGGAGCUGCUCUCACUAGCCGGGGACCAUGGUGUGGUUUUGACCCCGCAGGAGGAGUUCCACCUCAGCUUGUCUAAGACGGUGGUGCUCAGACACCACUGGAUCCAAACCUUCACCCAGAGCCUCAGGGCAGGCCUGGUGCACUGCAAGAGGUUUGUGUGCUCAGCAGGGAGACUGAGGGUCUAUUGUAACGCUGAGAGGACGAGGACGUUUCUGGGGAUGGAAGUGUGUACUGGGCAUGCUCAGUUGUUGGACCUGAGCCAAGUACUGGACAGAACAAUGACAGAGUUUCACCUGGACACUUUCUAUAAGGAUCCAUCUUUCCACGUAAGUCUGGCCUGGUGUGUUGGAGACUUGACAGGACAGAUGAAGGAGUGCAUUCAGGAGAUGCAGAGACUGAUUGAUGACCACGAAGAAGGACCAUUUCUGCUGAGGCUGGACUGCGUGGAGCUGCGCUGCAGGACGGGAAACAAGACCUUUCGCUUCCCUCUGGAGCCCUAAAAUUGGACAUAUGUAUACCCUGACCAUUCGUCCUUUACAGCUGUGAUCCUCUGAGUCACAUAAAUGAGCUGGAAACGUACCAAUUUAGUGGUGCAAAGAUUAUAUGUUGUAUUCCAUUAAUAACGGCUGACAGAUAUGUGGCAUGUCACAACAAAGAUAGUCUAUAUCCACGACGUUCCACUUCCGGGAUUGCUCCGGUCCCGCAGAAAAUUCCGCAGGAUGCAUGUCUUUUCGUCCGAUGUCCGCUUCCUUCCAUCGGAAUUCUAAACUCCGGUGGAUUUAUGAGGACUAUGGCUCCUCAGAUCUCUGCAGGGUAAAUCCAGACAGCUAGCUAGACUAUCUGUCCAAUCUUGAGUUUUCUGUAGCACGACUAAAACAACUUUUGAACGUACACAUGUUCCACGGCACCGUGGCUGCAUAUGGAGCUUAGCACCGCCGAAGACGAUUGUGAUUGGUUUAAAGAAAUACUAAUAAACCAGAGCACCUUUUUCUACCAUCCCGGAAGCGAUAUUAACGAAUCCCACUAUGGCCACUCCAAGACCCGCCCUUCAAUAGCGUUCACAGACUACUAUUGGCCAGGCGUCCAUGCUUACAUGUACAGGUCCUAUCCCCUGACCAAUCCCCU